This is a messenger RNA of Drosophila elegans, 744 nucleotides long. RefSeq lists its product as uncharacterized. The transcript is spliced from 3 exons. Bases 140 to 517 code for a protein of 125 amino acids. The record is from RefSeq and is a predicted model, not a curated record. Gene Ontology annotation, biological process: septate junction assembly. Lineage: Eukaryota; Metazoa; Arthropoda; Insecta; Diptera; Drosophilidae.
UUGGCCAGUUCAGUUCACUUGCGUACGCCGUGGAAUCAACAACACGCACCAGGACCCACAUUAUCCGCAACACAUAUUCCGAUCUGAUCCAAUCCGACCAAAUUAGAGCCCAACGAAAGCGAAAUCUCAAUUAACCGCCAUGGAGUUCAACAAUCGCCUGUUGCUGAAAAUCAUUGAGCUGGCCAUCGCCAUCGCCUGCAUUGUGUUGUACGAGACGGUUGGGAACCUCUCCUCUCGUCCGGUGAUUGUGGCCGGCACCAUCGGUGGUUUCACCGUCAUCUGCGGCGUUCUGCUUGUCGGUCAUGUGAUCAACUCGUUGAUUGAGAAGCGCCUUAAUGCCCUGAUCUCGCUGAUCGGCUGCCUGCUGUUCGUGGCCUCCGGAGCUCUGGUGAUCGACGAGUGGCACGGAUGGUCCCCGUUCCCGGAUAGGAAGCGCCAGGCCAUCGGAGCCGGGUCCCUGAUGAUCAUCAAUGCGGCCGUCUUCCUUCUGGACACCCUCUGCAUUUGCCGGACGUAAAGAUCGUUCCGUUCCAAGUGGAAAAGUUUUUUUUUUUUCUUGCAAAUCGAAUAACUCGUGUGUCAUCCACACAACAAGAAUCUAUGUUCUAGAUGUAAAAGUAUUUUUUUUUUUUGUGUACAAUCUUUCUAUAUGUGUAUUUUAUACGUGUCUUAAGCUAAUCUCAGAUAUACGCACGCAGAUUAUUUACAGGAAUCCAUUAAAUAUAUAUAUAAUAUGCACACAUA